Messenger RNA from Caenorhabditis angaria, 1805 nucleotides. The record is from the annotation of a GenBank genome assembly. Lineage: Eukaryota; Metazoa; Nematoda; Chromadorea; Rhabditida; Rhabditidae.
AUGUUUGUAGCAUGUGAGUUGAGAAAUGAUUAAAAAAUACCGGUUAUUCAAAUAAUUACAGUAAUACUACUUGUAUUUGGUUUUGUUUCGGCUGCUCAAAAAGAUUUGGGAGCACCAAGCUGGUCAUGUGAUGCAAAUGUUAUGGCAAAAUCUAAAAAAGUUCCAACGAGUGCGCAUAGUGUCAGAUUUGCUGAUAUCAAAGUUAUUGGAGCUUUAGGAGACUCGUUAACGGUAAAUUAAUUGAUUUUUCUAAAAUUUUGGAAUUCGGUUACUGUAAUUCUCAUUUGAAAAAAGAACAAAAUAUUAAUUGAACAACAAUUUCAGGUUAAUAGAUAAAUUUGAAAUCUGAGAAAAUAGUUCUAACAUUCUCUAACCUCACAGACCUCGUAAAACUUCGAUCACAUUGUUUUACUGUUAAAAAAUAUGAGAUUCGUUCCAAAAAAUUGAUAACUGUUCAAAAUACACUCAAAUAUUGCCUAUUUUAUCAUCUAGGCAGCAAAUGGUGCGGGUGCAAAACAAGGUGACCCUUUGGCUGUUGUUCUACAAUAUCGUGGCCUUGCUUUUCAAAUUGGAGGAGACAAAUCACUUGAUGAUCAUAUCACUGUUGCCAGUACGACUUAUUCUAAAAAAUCAGAAACUAAACUAUUUGAAGUUUUUCAGAUGUAUUGAGAAAAUUCAACCCAAAUCUCGUAGGAUAUUCAACAGGAAUUGGAUCAGAAAAUGUUUGGGAAGUUGCGAAAUUGAAUAUGGGAGUGCCUGGAGCAGAAUCGAAAGAUAUUGUUGUUCAAGCAAGAAGAUUAGUGAACCUAAUGCAUUCUCAUUCUGAAGUCAGUGUUAUUAGAUUAGGAUGUAAAAUUUGACUAUAAGAAAUUUCAGAUCAAUGUCAAGGAAGAUUGGAAACUUGUCAAUAUUUUCAUCGGUGCCAAUGAUAUUUGUGUUUAUUGUGAAGAUCCGUAUUCAAAUUCAACGGUAUUUACCUAUAAAUUUUCCUGUUAAGAACUCAACAUUGAAAACAUUCUAGGCUCCACAUGGAAAGACAACAUUUGAAAACAAUAUUAUCGAAGCUGUCAAAAUUUUACACGACGGACUUCCAAGGUAUUUUUCGACAGAUGUAAAACACCAGAGAAUAUGUAAAUUCCAGAACUAUUGUAUCGUUAACUGGAAUGUUUAAUAUGAGAAUGUUGAGAAAAAUCGAUCAUGAUAGAUAUUUUUGCGAAGGUUUGCAUAUGUAAGUUAUUUACUUGAUCGAUCGAUCAGAAGUAAGUAUGAUUUUUAGUUUCGAAUGUGAUUGUGAAUCGAAUAAAAAGUAUACAGAUGAUGAUAUUCAAUCAGUCUGCUUCGAUUAUAUGGUAAAUCCUACAGGUUUUCGAUAGAAAAUUAAUCAAUAAAAAAUUCUUGCAGAAUGCUGAAAAAAACAUUCAAGAUUCUGGAAUGUUUGAUGACAAAGAAGAUUUUACAUUUGUAGUUCAACCAUUCUUUAAUGGAAUCACUGAUCCACCAUAUAUUGCACCUGGUGAUGUUGACAUGACAUUUUUUGCACCAGAUUGUUUCCAUUUUUCUGCUUUUGGUCAUGCUAAUAUUGGUAUGCAUUUAUGGAAUACUAUUGUGCAACCAGUGAGUUAUUAAAAAUCAAUAUGUUUCCGAAAACGAAUUAUGAAAUUAAGGUCGGAUUCAAACAAACCAGUGUAAAUUUGAGUGAUCAUACAGUUGCUUUAAGCUGCCCACAAACAAAUUGCCCUUAUUUCCCAACAACCAAAAAUAGUCAAAAUUGCGCGAGUUAUCACACGAUGAGCGAAUUGGAUUAA